Messenger RNA from Stegodyphus dumicola, 717 nucleotides. RefSeq lists its product as uncharacterized. The record is from RefSeq and is a predicted model, not a curated record. NCBI's taxonomy places the organism in Eukaryota, Metazoa, Arthropoda, Arachnida, Araneae, Eresidae.
AUGAUUCUCUACGGCUGCCCCGUAUGGAUGCAGGGCACAGUAAGACAAAGACAAAAACUACAACAAAUCCAGAGGAUCGCCCUGUUAAAGAUUACAAAAGCUUUUACUACCACCUCCACUGCCGCCCUCCAGAUCCUAGCCGGCACACUCCCAUUAGAUCUCAAAGCGGAAUUCGAGCGAGUCACAUACAGACUUCUGCACUUCAAAGAAUCAGCGACAUUAGAGGGUUCCAUUCUCCUCGAGGAAGCACUUUUAGAACCAUGCUUCAGUACAACAUCCCUACAUCCAGCCUCCCUCAGAGAUUUCCGAUGGGACAAACAUCCCCCGUCCGAUCAGGGUUUAGUGAUCUUUACCGACGGGUUUAAAGACGACACAAGAGUAGGCGCUGCUUUCGCAGUGUUCGACAAUAGUCAAGAAACUUUUCAAGAUCACUUCAGAGUCAGUGAUCAUGCCACAGUUUUUGAAGCGGAAUCCCUAGCACUUAGGAAAGCAGCCCUCUGGGCAAGCAGUUCAGAUUUUAACAAUGUCUCUAUCUACACAGACAGUAUGAGCGUCCUACAGAGUAUGAAUAAGACAGGCAAGAUUCCAGCGCAUAUUCAAUCUCUAAAAGAUCUUGUCUCUACUCUGAGUAAUACAAAGAAAGUCACCAUUCACUGGGUAAGAGGUCAUCAAGGGACAAGAGGGAACGACGGGCAGCCACAUCUCGUCAAGACUUAG